Messenger RNA from Bubalus bubalis (water buffalo), 3017 nucleotides. Its product is annotated as putative zinc finger protein 840. The transcript is spliced from 5 exons. Gene Ontology annotation, cellular component: nucleus. NCBI's taxonomy places the organism in Eukaryota, Metazoa, Chordata, Mammalia, Artiodactyla, Bovidae. Gene Ontology annotation, molecular function: RNA polymerase II cis-regulatory region sequence-specific DNA binding; DNA-binding transcription activator activity, RNA polymerase II-specific. The record is from RefSeq and is a predicted model, not a curated record. The coding region runs from base 166 to 1701 and encodes 511 amino acids. Gene Ontology annotation, biological process: regulation of transcription by RNA polymerase II.
UUUUGUGCACUGCACACCUGGGAAACAGGGCGGCACACUCUGGCACAUGGGCACAGGCCCCAUAUAGUUGCUGUUCCAGCUGCCGCAGGCUCACGCAUGGACUCCUUGUGGAGCCUGGGAGAAGAGUUUUAAGGUGUGACCUCUCUGGAGUGUUUUGCCCUGAGAAUGGAAGGAGGAGGAGGAGGAAACAUGGUUCUUUCAUUUCUAAAGGUGAUAUCACAGGAGUCAGUGAAGUUUAGAGACGUAGCUGUGGUCUUUUCUCCGGACCAGUGGGCUCAUCUGAGCCCUGAAAAGAGAGAACUGUAUCGGGAUGUGAUGCUGGAUACCUGUGAUCACCUUGUGUCAUUGGGACGCUGGGCUUACAAAGCAGAAGUGAUGUCCUCUUUGAGGCAAGGGAAGGAGCCCCGGAUGCUGGAGAAAGAGGUGACGAGUGCUCCAUGCCCAGCAUGUCAACCAGCAUUGGUGGAUUAUCAUGCCCUUUAUGAAUCUAUGAGCACCUUCAGGCAGAACCCUCACCAAGCAAAAGAUCGAGAACUUUCUGUUUUUGUCCAGCAGUAUGAAUGCAAAGACUGCAGCAUGGCGUUUAGUUGUAGCUCACAACUUGCUGAACACCAGCGAAUUCACCAGGUAGAGGAAGCCCCCAGAGAUGAUGAAGAGACAAAGGCCUUCAGGCAUCGUGCAUCGUUUCCAAGGCUCCAAAGAAUCGAUACUCUGGAUAAACACCUUGAAUGUGACCAGUGUGGCAAAACCUUUAACAGAGCUUCAAAGUUCAUUCAACAUCAGAGCACACACAGCAGACUGAAACCGCACAAGUGUGACGUGUGUCAGAGGGCCUUCCAGUUUCUUUCAUCCCUGAUUACACAUCAGAGAUUUCAUGCUGGCAAGAGACCACAGCUGACUCAGCAUCAAAGAACUCCUACACAAAAGAAACUCUUUGUCUGUAAGUUUUGUGGAAGGGCCUUUCACAGUUUCUCAGAAAAAAUUCAACACCAAAAAACUCAUACUAGAAAGAAAUAUUACACAUGUAAUCACUGCAAAAAGGACUUCAACCCCUAUUCACAGUUUCUCUUACAUCAAAGAGUUCACUCUGGAGAGAGACCCUACAAAUGUAAUGAUUGUGAAAAAUCCUUUAAAAGCCAAUCGAAUCUUAACAAACAUCAGAAAAUUCAUACUGGAGAGAAGCCCUUUUCAUGUAAUGAAUGUGAGAAGACCUUUACCCAGCUCGUAGAUCUUAAGCGUCAUAAACAAAUCCACACUGGGGAGAAACUUUACAGCUGUGAUGAUUGUAAAAAGACCUUUGUCCGUUUCUCAGAUCUAACGCGACAUCGAAGAACCCAUACUGGAGAGAGACCCUACAAGUGUAAUGUUUGUGAAAAAACCUUUAAACAUCAGUCAAAUGUUAUUAGACACCAGAAAAGUCAUUCUGAAGAGAGGCCAGAGACGCCCUUUUCAUGCGAUGGAUGUGAAAAGACCUUUCGCUAUUACUCUGACCUUAACCGACAUAAAAAAAUUCAUACUGAAGAGAAACCUUAUAAAUGUAGUGAAUGUCAAAAGGCUUUUAACCAUAGUUCAAAUCUUAGUAAGCACAUGAAAAUCCAUACUGGAGAGAAGCCCUUUGUAUGUGAUCAAUGUGGAAAAGCGUUCAGUCUAAAUUCGAAACUGUCUCGACAUCUGCAAACUCAUGAUAAAAAGAAACCCUGACUGUAGAAGAGGCAGGGAGGCAUUUAGAAAUCACUUACCUUUUACUAGAAAUCGAAAAUCUAAACCAAAGAGAUCAACGUGGAAAGGGUGUUAGCCAAAGUCCAAUUCUUCUGCAUGAAUUCAUCCUGUGUGGGAUAUUUUAGAAAUUUAAAUACAAGUUGAAGAAACGGGGAGAUGCGAUCAGAGACAUAUUUUCUGUAUUUCACUGACUCAGUUCUUUGAGCAAAAGCAACUAAACAUGCCCAAGCAAAAUUUGAACCUGAAAACAGCAGUUCCUAUGAUGGGAAGUAGACUCAUAGGCAGCUUGAGGGUGGAGUGAAAAGAACAGACUCAUUUUGCUGAUUGUUCAUUAUCUAUUUUCACUGGAUGAGUAAAAUCCUAGUUUUAACAGAGGUGGCUCUCUAUUUUGUAUGGAGGGGAUACAACUCUGAUCUAGGCGUAAGUAAGGACCACAAAAGCCAUUUCUUUGGAAUUAAAACUUCAGAGAAGAAGAAAUGUUGCCAGUGGACAAUGAAAACAAAAGGUGGGUCACGAUUUUAAAACCUAAAAGAAAGUUAAGAGGGAAGACAUGAGAAAUUUAAAGGUGGUGGGUCACUGGGCUACAAGACAAUGUUCCUGCUCCUUGUCUAAAUGGAUAGAAUUCAUAGACAUCCAGCUUCCUGGAGUAGUCGGCACCAUUAUCGAAUGUAUCCAGAGAACCAAGAGGAGACAGAGAGAUGGCAACAAUUCUAUGACUUAGAUUCAGGACUUGGAGAAUCCAUAGUAGUGUUACUCAAAAUAAGUUGAUUUCCUGUGUUCCCUGAUAAAUAAGUCACAAGUUUUCUAGGGCCUGCUAACACUGAUGGGAAAUGUUGCAUACAUUCAAGUCUUGUGUCAGAAAUCUACACUUUUCUGAAUCGGUUCCUAUAAUCAUCGGUGGCACCUUAGCCCUGUUCAGUCAAGUGGGGUUGGGUGUAGUCGAACAUGUCUCUUUAGGACUGCUCUCAAGCCAUAGAAAUUGAUGGAAAGACUUUCAGUUUCUUCUUUGUGGGUCGUUCUCUCAUCUUUCUGACCUCUGCUUUCCCAAAUAUUAGAGUAUUAUAGUGGUUGCCACAUAGCUAAAUUGUUGUGUAAUCAUUGGAGGCAGCUCCUCAUCCCAUGUUCAUUCCUUAUGUGCUUUUUUUUUUUUAAUCUCUAAGAAAGGGUAUGGACAUAAGCUCACUUUUUGCAAAUAACCUAUAAAAUUAUGUGUCUGUUGAGUUAUAUACAAUGAAAAUGCAACUGAAUAUGUUUAAAAGAUGAGUAUAAAAUAAAUGUGAUCAAUGCAAUUAUGAAAA